AUUUUGAAAAUAGUUCACCUUGUUAAACGCUAACGUUAACGCGGUCUUAUAAAAUGUUAAUACUAAUAAUUUGAAACCUUUUACUUUGAGAGACAGUGGCAGCGGCGGUACUCUCAAAUUGAUCCUCUCAGUCUGAGGAAGGAAGACGGUGCGUUCGUAAAAAGUGAAAAAGAAAUGGCAGAACUGAGUUUGGGAAUUCUAAUUGAUAUUGUUGAUGAGGAAUGGAUGAGAGACACUCUCCCUGAUGAUGAUCUUCCACUGCCCCCAACACUGGUUGUAAGGACAGAUGAUACUGAGGACUCAAAUCAGGAGACGCAACAAGUUAAUCUGGAUGCUUGGCACGAUCUUGCCUUUGGUCAAGAAUAGAAGUUUCAUCAUUAACCAGUGUUGUGUUUUGUACUUAGUGAGUAGAUGGUCCCUGUUAUUUGGACUUGGCAUCUUCCUUUCUAUUUCCCCGAUAGAUUGUAACUUAUCAACUACUAGUACCUGUUAAGGUUAUAUUAAGGAAUUGUGGUGUCAUUGCUGAAUGUUAAUGUUUGCUGUGCCUGUCAGGAAAGCACUUUUGUAUUUUUGCUUCAAGGUUGAAGUAAGUUUAGGGCAACCAGUGCCUACUGGUAUGCUCUGGAGUCUGACACCUGUAUUAAGUUAUGUUAAAGUAAUAUUAAUAUGUUUAAUAAUAAUACAUAGUUUCUCAAAA
Glycine soja is the source of this 697-nucleotide messenger RNA. Its product is annotated as anaphase-promoting complex subunit 13-like. Lineage: Eukaryota; Viridiplantae; Streptophyta; Magnoliopsida; Fabales; Fabaceae. The record is from RefSeq and is a predicted model, not a curated record. The transcript is spliced from 4 exons. Bases 175 to 366 code for a protein of 63 amino acids. Gene Ontology annotation, biological process: protein K11-linked ubiquitination. Gene Ontology annotation, cellular component: anaphase-promoting complex.